Eucalyptus grandis is the source of this 1192-nucleotide messenger RNA. Its product is annotated as leucine-rich repeat protein 1. The record is from RefSeq and is a predicted model, not a curated record. The transcript has 6 exons. Bases 273 to 935 code for a protein of 220 amino acids. Gene Ontology annotation, molecular function: protein binding. NCBI's taxonomy places the organism in Eukaryota, Viridiplantae, Streptophyta, Magnoliopsida, Myrtales, Myrtaceae.
AAGCCGAUCCUCCUUCUCCCCCACCCACUUUCUCCCUUUCUCUCUCUCUCUCUCUCUCUCUCUGCGCAACGCAGGAAGAGAACCUCGAAAAAGUCUCCAUCUUUCUCCCUUCCAGCGCCAGCGAACCUCCACCCACCUCCUCCCUACUCCAUAAGAUCAUAACCCUAAUUCCCGAAUCCCCGACCGGCGCGCAGUCCCCGAUUUCCGUUCCGAGCCGAGCCGAGCUCUGAGCUUGAGCUGAUUCCGGGCGCCGGGCUUCGCGAAGCGCGAAGAUGCGGGGUGGGCUGCGGAGCUUCUCGUUCUUCUUGUUGUUCUGCGCGUCGUCGCUAACCCUAGCGCCGUUCCGGCUGGCCGGCGCCAACUCCGAGGGGGACGCGCUCUACACCUUCCGGCGGAGCCUGUCGGAUCCGGACAACGUGCUCCAGAGCUGGGAUCCGACCCUGGUCAACCCCUGCACCUGGUUUCACAUCACUUGCAACCAGGACAACCGCGUCACUCGAGUAGAUUUAGGGAACUCUAAUCUAUCUGGACAUCUGGUACCUGAACUCGGGAAGCUUGAGCAUCUGCAGUAUCUUGAGCUUUACAAGAACAACAUUCAAGGAACUAUUCCGACUGAGCUUGGUAACUUGAAGAGCCUUGUUAGCUUGGACUUGUAUUACAACAAUAUCACUGGGAACAUCCCUCCCUCACUGGGGAAGUUGAAUUCUCUUGUUUUCCUGAGGCUAAAUGAUAAUAAGUUGACUGGGCCAAUCCCAAGGGAACUUGUUGGCAUUUCAAGUCUUAAAGUCGUGGAUGUAUCAAACAACAACCUUUGUGGAACUAUUCCUACUACGGGACCAUUUGAACACAUUCCACUGAACAACUUUGAGAACAACCCACGACUAGAAGGACCCGAGUUGCUUGGGCUCGCAAGCUACGACACUAACUGUUACUAAUGGGUGGACGCGAUGCAAAAUCUCAUAUCUAGUAUGGUGAUUCAGUCUCGAGAGUCAGGAAUCUAUUAUCUUACAUGUAAAAGGAGAGCCGGGGAUGCGAUCCUCUUGAGUAAUUUGUAUAUUGUAUUAUACUUGAAUGCUUUAGCAUUUGGAACUCUGGGUUGUUGUGUUGUUUCGGAGACAUUCUAAGUUAUGAAUCUGUAUUGUCAUAGUACUAGUGAAAGUCUGAUAGCAAGAAUGGAAGUGGUUUUUGGUGA